UGUAAACACACUCCCCUCUAUAUAAAUAUGCCCCUUUCCCUCCACAUUUUGUACUAAGCUCUCAACCCCCCACCCCUCACCAUCCCUUCUCAUCUCCCACUCCAUUUUUCCUAAUUACUACAUUGCAUUUUAGUUUCUGCCUCUCUUUUUCAAUGGAUGCUUCCAUGAGCUCUCUUGUAUUGUUCUUGUUGUUGGGCUUAUGCUUGUGCUUGCCCGGAGCCUACGGUGAUUACGGGGGAUGGGAUAGCGCUCACGCCACCUUUUAUGGUGGUGGGGAUGCAUCCGGCACAAUGGGUGGUGCUUGUGGGUACGGUAAUUUGUACAGCCAAGGAUACGGUACAAACACAGCAGCACUAAGCACUGCUCUUUUCAACAAUGGAUUGACCUGUGGGGCGUGCUACGAGCUGACGUGCUCGGGCGAGCCGAGAUGGUGCUUGCCGGGCACCAUCACGGUCACCGCCACCAAUUUCUGCCCUCCCAACCCCUCUCUGCCUAACGACAACGGUGGGUGGUGCAAUCCGCCCCGCCAACACUUCGACUUGGCCGAGCCUGCUUACUUGCAAAUUGCCCAGUACAAAGCAGGAAUUGUUCCGGUCUCUUUCCGAAGGGUGCCCUGCCAGAAAAAGGGGGGAAUAAGGUUCACAAUCAAUGGCCACUCCUACUUCAACCUAGUCUUGGUUACCAAUGUGGGCGGUGCAGGGGACAUUCGUUCCGUGUCGAUCAAGGGAUCCAACACUGGAUGGCAACCCAUGUCGAGAAAUUGGGGUCAAAACUGGCAGAGCAAUUCCUACCUCAACGGUCAAAGCUUGUCAUUUCAAGUCACCACCAGCGAUGGUAGAAUCAUUACUAGCUAUGACGUUGCGUCCACUGGUUGGCAGUUCGGACAAACAUUUGAAGGGGGGCAAUUCUAGUUGCAUUAAGUAAUAAAAGCUAGAGAAAUUAUUUCAAAAGCUUUUUUUUUUUUUUCUUUUAAAACUUAUUAUAAGAGGACAAAAAGGAUCGAAUUGAAUUGUAUAUGGCAUAAAGGGUGAGUAGGAGUGGAAGAGGCUCCGAGAGCUGUGGUGGCAGGAUUGCGCCCGCUUAGGCCUAAUAUAUGUGUGUAGUGAAGUUAUAGCGAUCGAUUUUCUCUCUUUUUUUUAAAGGAGAUAUUCAAAUGGUGGGUGAAAAUUACGGAAUGUAUCCACCAAAACUAUCAUGUAUAAGUUUGUAGGUUUGAUCCCUAACUCAGUACAAAUGUUGAGUUGGGGCUACUUAAUAUGAUUGAAUACGCUUUUAUGGGGCAUUAAUUUU
This is a messenger RNA of Sesamum indicum (sesame), 1290 nucleotides long. RefSeq names its product expansin-A4. The record is from RefSeq and is a predicted model, not a curated record. Lineage: Eukaryota; Viridiplantae; Streptophyta; Magnoliopsida; Lamiales; Pedaliaceae. Gene Ontology annotation, cellular component: extracellular region. Gene Ontology annotation, biological process: plant-type cell wall organization.